AUGAACCUUGAUCUGAAAUACGGUGAACUGUCAAAAGACGAAGACUUCGUAAAUAAAUGUGAAAAUCUGAAAAUGAAUUUAAUUGAAGUACAGAAGGUUUUGGAUCAACUAUUACCAUUAAAAGCCCAAUAUGAUAAAAUGUCCCUUCCAGCACAAAUAGAACUUGAUUUAUUUCUUGCUUUUGCACUAAAUUCACUUCAUUGGAUAAAUUUACGCAUACAAGGCGUGGAUCCUACCAAACAUCCGAUUAAAGAAGAACUUCAGAGAAUAAAAGCGACAAUGUUAAAAUGGCAGGAAGUGAAAGACCGUGAUAAAAGACCUAUAGUCGAUAUUGAAGCAGCUAAAAGAUUUGUCAGGAGUGGUUUAUACGAUCCUUACAGGGAAACUGCAAAACCACCAAAUAAGAAAAUUAUAUUCAAAGAUGACGAUUAA
Parnassius mnemosyne (clouded apollo) is the source of this 432-nucleotide messenger RNA. NCBI's taxonomy places the organism in Eukaryota, Metazoa, Arthropoda, Insecta, Lepidoptera, Papilionidae. The record is from the annotation of a GenBank genome assembly.